Messenger RNA from Scomber scombrus (Atlantic mackerel), 955 nucleotides. RefSeq lists its product as uncharacterized. The transcript has 2 exons. NCBI's taxonomy places the organism in Eukaryota, Metazoa, Chordata, Actinopteri, Scombriformes, Scombridae. The record is from RefSeq and is a predicted model, not a curated record. Bases 57 to 914 code for a protein of 285 amino acids. Gene Ontology annotation, biological process: regulation of toll-like receptor signaling pathway.
AAGAAGCAACGCGGGCUAGAAGUACAGACAAAAGAAGACGAGAGUCAUCCUGUGCCAUGUUGGCUGAAGGUUUUCUGAGAAUCCUGCGUUACAGGGAGGAGAGAAAGUUUGCCUCUGCUUCUAAGCAGCACAAAACACAGGCACACGCUCACCAUACAGAUCCGUUAAACAGUGCUCUCUCAAACUCUACAGACGUGUGGACAGAUUCAGCCGAAGCAGGUCCAAAACAGGAAGAGCUAGACUGUACCCAUGCCCGUGGAUUGAGAGUGCUGCCUCAGGGUGCUACAGGCCUCUCAAUCCCUGGCUGUUCACCUGUGCUCGCCCUGGACUCUGACUUUGCACUCUGCUUAGACAGUUGUAGCCUCUUGGAUCAGUAUCCAGACCUGCAGGUGGCUGACUCAGGCCUCUUCUACCACAACCCACUGAGAGCUGCCAUGACCCAGCGUAGGUCGCAUACUCUGCCUAAUGCCCCUGAGUUUUGUGCAGCCCAACAGGAGAUGCAAGGUGAGCCUCUUUUAUCAAUACCAGACCAAGGUUAUCUGGUUAUGGGGGCCAGUGUGAAUGUCAGCCUGGAUCUGCCCGGCUCAGGGUUGGAGCCCAUGUCUAACUCGGUGCUGAAUGGGCUGCUGGACAAACAGCUGGAGGAGGUGUACCUGCAGCAUCUGACUGAAAACUUGGCUAGAUGCAGCUCUAACAUAGGGAACAGCCUCUUGCACGGUCUGGUGCCGCCACCACAGCCGAGCAGCGAACCACGGGGUCCAGACUCACUAGAGGCCGGUCUGGAGGAAGGGUCUGGAGAGGACAGUGACAGGAAGAUUAGCUAUCUGAGCACCCAGAACUUACCUCCCUGCUCAUCCAACUUCAGCUCCCCUGUGCUGCGAAUUUCAGAGGCUGAAAGUACUCAUCUGCAGUGAAGCAUGAGGGCAAAAACCCAGAAAAAGUAUUAAAUAUGGAA